Messenger RNA from Ilex paraguariensis (yerba mate), 187 nucleotides. NCBI's taxonomy places the organism in Eukaryota, Viridiplantae, Streptophyta, Magnoliopsida, Aquifoliales, Aquifoliaceae. The record is from the annotation of a GenBank genome assembly.
AUGAAUAAAUCUUCAGGGAUUCCCUGGGAGCCAGAACCUGCAAUGAUACCUAUUGUUGUUGAGCCUGAUGAAUCGCCUCGCUUAGGCAAAGAAGAGGCCCUGAUACGAAAACCAGUGGGCUCUCGUGGUGGAGCCCCAGGAGGGAGCAAUGAUGACAUGAUGGAUGAUCUUGACGAGAUGAUCUUCG